Phialemonium atrogriseum is the source of this 1470-nucleotide messenger RNA. RefSeq names its product Aldehyde/histidinol dehydrogenase. Lineage: Eukaryota; Fungi; Ascomycota; Sordariomycetes; Cephalothecales; Cephalothecaceae. Gene Ontology annotation, molecular function: oxidoreductase activity, acting on the aldehyde or oxo group of donors, NAD or NADP as acceptor. The transcript is spliced from 4 exons. Bases 1 to 1470 code for a protein of 489 amino acids. The record is from RefSeq and is a predicted model, not a curated record.
AUGGCGAAACAAUUCAGCAAAAUUAGGUCGGCCGCCAUCGACGGCAGAGCUCACAAUCCUUUCUACAGAAAAGUCCAGCUCAAAAAGCUACACGACAAGCUGGCAGACCAUGCCACCGAUAUCCAGAAGGCGAUCGCGGACGAUACAGGGCACCGACCCGCCGAAGUAAAGGCCGAGUACUGGCUCGCUCUGCGGUGCGUUGCCGAGAGCUAUACGUCCAUCGACCCCGAGCAGCACCUAAGAGACGAAUAUGCCAUUGCAGCUUCGAAGGAUGCUCCAAGCGCCCGCGAGCCCGUCGGCAUCGUCGUCAUUGAGCCAACGACACACACCUUCGUGUUCAGUCUCCUAUCCGCGCUCAGUCCUGCUCUCGCCGCCGGCAACUGCGUCAUCAUCCAGGUAGAUCAGACCAUGCUGAAAACCCCCCGCUUGCUUCUGGAGAUUGUCGAGAGUGCCCUCGACCGGGACAUUGUCCAGGUCACCUCCAAGAAAGCCACCGACUCAGACAUCGGCUACCGACACGUCCGCGUCCUCCAGAACGGCUCCCCCGAGCCACAGUUGGCAAACCACCUCGUUUCGCGGCCCGAGGCGCGCGUGGUCGCCGUGGUCGAGCGCGACGCGGACCUCGAAGCGGCAGCGGAGGUUCUCGUUAGGGCGCGGUUCGGCCUGCGGGGGAAGUCGCCCUACGCGCCUGACGUCGUGCUCGUCAACGAGUGGGUCAAGAAGGAUUUCUUGAGCGCCGUCGCGCAGUGCUCGAUCCGGUUCAUGCCCGAUGCGGGGGAUGUGACACCGGCGUCAGCGUCCAGGAGAAAGGAGGGGAAGGGGUUCCUCGACGAGGUGGCGAAGGAGGGCCUCGCUAAGAUUGUCUCGUCUGGUGCUCAUGGGUCGGUGUUGGAAAUCGAGGACAGGGGCUCCUUCGUGAUCCAACGCAAGCUGCGAGAGAGCUGCCUCGCCAUCCAUACGGUGACCAGCAUGGACGACGCAAUAGAUCUCUCAAAAAGUCUCGGUCGGCUCGCAGCUUCUUUCGUCUUUACUACCACGCCCGAGGCUGCCAAAUACAUGUGCCAAUUCCUUGAUUCAGAUCUAAGCUUCGUCAAUCAGAUUCCAGCGAGUCUGCUCUUCGGACCAGUCUCACCACAAGGAAAGCCCCUUGACAUGGAGUCGUUCACCCGCUACGACACACCCCUCUUCACACUGCCAAAACCACAGUUCGUCUCUCGCCCAGUGCACACCCGCGUCCUGGACAGCAUCCUUCGGGGAUCCUCGCCACGGGAUCUGCAGAGGCUCGACGACGAGGCCACGGCGAGAUUGCCCGAGCCGAAGCGGCUGAAGAAGGGAGGGGACAUCGGGUUCUUUAGCCAAGGAAUCGUGACCGGCGGGAUCGUGGUCUUGUCUACGGGUGUCACUUGCGCGGGCGUGUUGUGCUACUAUGCGGUGAAGUUUGCAAGGCCGCGGCUUCAGGGGUUGUUGUAG